This is a messenger RNA of Theobroma cacao (cacao), 2055 nucleotides long. Its product is annotated as Major facilitator superfamily protein. Gene Ontology annotation, biological process: monosaccharide transmembrane transport. The record is from RefSeq and is a predicted model, not a curated record. Gene Ontology annotation, cellular component: membrane. Gene Ontology annotation, molecular function: hexose transmembrane transporter activity. Lineage: Eukaryota; Viridiplantae; Streptophyta; Magnoliopsida; Malvales; Malvaceae.
CCCGCCAAAUUUUCUUACUCCCUCUAUCUCGACCGUUCUAUCCUUGUCCUUGCUUGCACACCUAACAAAUUCCGCCACGUGGCAUAUCCUUACAUUUCUAUCGAAGAAAGAAAAAAAAAAAGAAAAACUGUACUGCCCCUUCUUUCUGUUAGAUUUUCCUCUCUCUCCUGCUCUCCGUGAUCCGAUGUGGGUCGCCACCGUACUCCACCAACCGGUUGUCCCGGUUCCCCCGAUCUUCACCUCUCAUUUAAACCCCAAAUUAUUCCAUAAACCGAAGACUUUUGGUUUCGGUUUCCGGUUUCCGCCAGUAAAGUUGAAAGUUUCAGCGACGAAGAAGCAGUUGCAGACUCAAAAUCCUGAUGGUGAAGAUUUGCCGACACAAGAGAAAAGCAAUGAUCGAAGUGUUGAUUUGGGAUGGCUUCCUGCUUUUCCUCACGUUUUGACUGCUUCAAUGUCCAAUUUCCUUUUCGGCUAUCACAUAGGCGUAAUGAAUGGUCCCAUCAUUUCAAUCGCUCGAGAACUUGGUUUUGAAGGAGAUCCAAUUCUUGAGGGGCUUGUGGUGAGCAUAUUCAUUGCCGGAGCUUUUGUUGGAAGCAUAAGUUGUGGUUCACUGGUAGACAAACUUGGUUGUCGCCGUACUUUUCAGAUUGACACAAUACCAUUGAUUCUUGGUGCAAUUGUGAGUGCACAAGCACAUUCCUUAGAUGAAAUACUGUUGGGAAGAUUUCUUGUUGGCCUUGGUAUUGGUGUGAACACUGUUCUUGUUCCAAUUUAUAUUUCGGAGGUUGCCCCGACAAAAUAUAGGGGUUCAUUGGGAACUUUGUGCCAAAUUGGUACUUGCCUUGGAAUUAUUCUGUCACUGCUUCUUGGAAUACCAGCAGAGGAUGAUCCACAUUGGUGGAGGACAAUGUUCUAUAUAGCAAGUAUCCCUGGCUUUCUUCUUUCACUUGGUAUGCAAUUUGCUGUGGAAAGCCCCCGCUGGCUAUGCAGAGCGGGGAAAAUAAAUGAUGCAGCUGCAAUUAUCCAUAACCUUUGGGGAUACUCAGAAGUUGACAAAGCAAUUGAGGAAUUCCAGUCGGUCAUCAAGAAUGAUGGCAGUGAUGCAGACAGCAGAUGGUUGGAACUUUUAGAAGAGCCACAUUCUCGAGUUGCAUUCAUUGGAGGAGUCCUUUUUGUUCUUCAACAGUUUGCUGGAAUAAAUGGAGUUCUGUAUUUUUCAUCAUUGACCUUUCAAGAUGUUGGAAUUGCUAGUGGUGCUUGGGCAAGUUUAUUUGUUGGACUUACAAAUUUUGUAGGUGCACUCUGCGCAUCUUUCUUUAUGGAUACGCAAGGAAGGAAAAAGCUUCUUAUAGGAAGUUACCUGGGAAUGGCAGUUUCAAUGUUUGUUAUUGUUUUUGCAAUCAAUUUUCCAUUAGAUGAAGAUUUCAGUCACAACUUAUCUAUCCUUGGAACUCUUAUGUACAUAUUCACCUUUGCAAUUGGAGCAGGCCCGGUAACUGGUCUCAUUAUUCCAGAACUUAGUAGCAACAGGACACGUGGAAAGAUAAUGGGGUUUAGUUUCUCUGUUCAUUGGGUUUGUAAUUUCUUGGUGGGGCUGUUCUUCCUUGACUUAGUGGAGAUAUUUGGAGUUGCUUCAGUUUAUGCUGGUUUUGGCAGUGUGUCCUUGCUGUCAGCAAUUUUUGCAUAUUACUUUAUAGUUGAAACAAAAGGACGAUCUCUUGAAGAAAUUGAAAUGUCACUGAACUCUAACUUCCCACCUAAAAGGUAAGUGACUAAUUCUGAUUCAAUCUCCAGGAGAACGAUGCACGGUGAAGUGCAGCGUUGAGCUUGAUUGUGUAUCACUUUGAUGGGGCAAUCACACUAGCUCUUCAAUGAAGGGAAACGACCAACGUUGCAGAAUUGCAGUCUUAUAGUUAACAUUGUCCAGGUAGGGGGAUGACAUGCAGAUGACAUUUAUCCACUUUAUCCCAUUUCAUUAAUUUUUGUACUUUGCUGUAUCUUUCUCUAUCAUGUGUAAUGCUUUGAUUAAUUUUCAGUAAAGUGUUUUUAAUCAAA